This is a messenger RNA of Raphanus sativus (radish), 580 nucleotides long. RefSeq names its product NADH-ubiquinone oxidoreductase 20.9 kDa subunit. The transcript is spliced from 2 exons. Lineage: Eukaryota; Viridiplantae; Streptophyta; Magnoliopsida; Brassicales; Brassicaceae. The record is from RefSeq and is a predicted model, not a curated record. The coding region runs from base 88 to 420 and encodes 110 amino acids.
UGUUGUAAUUGAAUAACCUAAGAGAGAGAGAGAGAGGACGAUAGAUUCACAGUUCAUAGCAGAGAGAGAUUCGUAGAUCGAUCGAAGAUGAACACUGACAUCACAGCCUUGGAAAAGCCCCAAUACCCAGUCGUAGAUCGGAACCCUCCGUUCACGAAAGUCGUCGGAAACUUCAGCGUACUCGAUUACCUCCGUUUCUCCACCAUCACCGGCGUUUCCGUAACCGUCGGCUACCUAUCAGGGAUAAAACCAGGGAUCAAGGGACCGUCGAUGGUGACGGGAGGAUUGAUCGGAGUCAUGGGUGGUUUCAUGUACGCUUACCAGAACUCCGCGGGUCGGCUCAUGGGAUUUUUCCCUAACGAAGGAGAGGUCGCUGCUCACCAGAAGCAGAAGCGUGGUGCUGCUGGUUCCUUCAAUUGAAUCUUCUAGGGUUUUUCCUGGGUCCUUCGAAAAAAUAAAAACUAUAUCUUUUCCUGUAAUUGGAUUGAUUUUCGUUUCUGUUUGAGGAUACAUUUGCCUCUGUUUGUUUGUUAUGAUGACUUACGGUUAAUAAUAAAAAAAAACUGAGCUUUCUCGGAAA